Messenger RNA from Brachypodium distachyon (stiff brome), 2344 nucleotides. Its product is annotated as amino acid transporter AVT6B. Gene Ontology annotation, biological process: amino acid transmembrane transport. Gene Ontology annotation, molecular function: amino acid transmembrane transporter activity. The transcript has 6 exons. NCBI's taxonomy places the organism in Eukaryota, Viridiplantae, Streptophyta, Magnoliopsida, Poales, Poaceae. The coding region runs from base 580 to 1959 and encodes 459 amino acids. The record is from RefSeq and is a predicted model, not a curated record.
CCACCAUUUUUGUCGUCUCGCUGCGGAUAAGGGCCGGCCAGAGACAUCCCUGUCACGAGAAAGGCGAGGCAGCAAGCAAACGCACGCGCGGGAAUAAUUUAAUCGGGAAAGUGAAGACCCAAGCGGAAGCAAAGAUAAACUGCGCAAGGCAAUACCGGGAAGCAAUACGAGAUCGGAUUAACUUCCCAUUUUUCCGUGGAAAGUGGGGCGGCGUUGCGGCGGCCAGGAAGGCAAGAACUUGUCCAGAUUUUGGAUAAGCGGAGACGGGGCGGCCUGCCCGCCCACACGGCAUUCGCCUAUAAUAAGAAGGCCGGAGGUGGGAGAAAAGGAGAACUCUGUCUACACACGCGCGCACGAAAUUCUUCUCUCCGAUUUCUGUCUACUCUGUUCUUUGUUGUUGGGGUCGAGCAAGUGUGGGCGUUCUGGGAAAGGUGGAUAGUGGAUACUCCUAGAAAAGAAGGCUUGAAGAAAAGUAAUAAAGGAUUCGGGUUCAAAAUCAAGAUUCAGUUGUCCUAAUUGAGAAUCUGCUUUCAGUAAAAAAUUCAGAAUCUGCACACACAAACAGGAGGUUUGAAACAAAUGGGAAUUGGGGAUGGGUCAACUGGUGAAAGCCAGUAUGCAGCACACAAGGAAAUGCGAGAUGAGACCACCCCACUUCUCCCGGUCAAGGCAGAAGAGGAAGAGGGGAUUCAUGAGUUCAAUGGAGCCUCUUUCUCGGGUGCAGUUUUCAAUCUGUCAACAACCAUCGUAGGGGCUGGAAUUAUGGCCCUGCCAGCGAGUAUCAAAAUGCUAGGCAUUAUCCCUGGUAUUUUGAUGAUCAUCCUUGUGGCAUUGCUCACUGAGGCGUCCAUUGACAUGCUGGUCAGGUGCAGCCACCAGGGCAAGAUCACAUCCUAUGGGUGGCUGAUGGGUGACACGUUUGGUCAAUGGGGAAGGAUUGCACUACAAGCAUCUGUGGUGAUAAACAACAUCGGCGUCAUGAUUGUAUACAUGAUUAUCAUAGGGGAUGUGCUAUCCGGAACAUCGACUACAGGUGUUCAUCACCGUGGUAUCUUUGAGGGGUGGUUUGGACCUCAUUUGUGGAACUCUCGUCCUGUUGUCCUCCUUGCCACGACACUUUUUGUGUUUGCUCCAUUGGUGAGCUUCAAGCGAUUGGAUUCAUUGAGAUACACAUCUGCUCUAUCAGUUGCUCUGGCUGUGGUCUUUGUUGUCAUCACUGCUGGAAUUGCUAUCGUCAGGCUCAUAGAAGGAACUGCAGAGAUUCCCAAACUGUUCCCUGAGAUACAUGAAAUCAAUUCCAUCUGGGAACUCUUUACAGCUGUGCCGGUUCUUGUCACUGCCUACAUUUGCCACUACAAUGUUCACAGCAUUGAUAACGAAUUAGAAGAUAGAAGUCAGACUAAGACAAUUGUGCAAACUUCACUGGCUCUCUGUUCAAGUGUUUACAUAGCAACAAGCUUCUUUGCAUAUCUGCUCUUUGGCGAGGGUACCCUGUCCGAUGUGCUUGCUAAUUUUGACUCCAACCUUCAUAUUCCAUUUAGCUCUGUCUUCAAUGAUAUAGUGAGAGUUAGCUAUGCAGUCCAUGUCAUGCUCGUUUUCCCUAUAGUCUUCUUUGCUCUUAGGCUAAAUCUGGAUGGACUUCUUUUCCCCACCUCAAGGCACAUUUCUCGUGAUAACCGAAGGUUCACCAUUAUCACAAUCUCUCUCCUUGCUGUAAUUUAUCUUGCUGCCAACUUCAUACCAAGCAUCUGGGACGCGUUCCAAUUCACCGGUGCUACAGCUGCUGUCCUGAUUGGUUUCAUCUUUCCAGCCAUGAUCAUACUGAGGGAUGCUUACGGAAUCGCAACCAAGCGUGACAAGGUUUUAGCUGUCACCAUGAUUGUGCUUGCUGUGUUCUCCAAUUCUGUGGCCCUAUACAGCGACGCUCUUAACAUCUUCUACAGGAAGGUGGAGGCCUAGGCUCCAUACUCCAAGGGAGCAAGUCCAGCCUACGGUUAAGAGUGAAUAUACGCUAAGUUAGUAUAUUGCGCAGUCAAGCAGUAUGAUUUCAUGGUGGCCAAUUAUUUUUGUUUUGGACACUUGAGAGGAUUCUGUUUGCUGCAUUUGUCUAGUGUUCUGAAUACAAGUUGGCUCAACAUCUAGAUGAGCAAUUUGUGAUAAGACCGCGGUGUUUGUGCCUAUGCCAAAAGAGAACAAUUUUUGUUCUGUAAUUUUUAUUCAGUCGUCUUGAGGAAGCUGUUUAUACGAAAUAAAGCAUCCUGAAAACUUGAACCAAUUGAGGCACUGUUGUGGUUAUGUAAUUUAAAUUUCCAGCAACUGAUUUACACCUCUGAAUUCAGUUUAA